ACUAUGCUGAGACUCAAGUGCACGUCCCAGUGCUAUGAAUGGGGUAAAGUUGGGAAGUCGAGCGCUGUCUACCAGCUGCUAGUUUCCUCACAAAAUUCAGACGGCCUUCGUUCCACAAACCCUUAUGCUGAGUUAUGGAUGGGCACUCAUCCUUCGGGCCCCUCGCACCUCUGGGAUGCACCCAGCGUUUGUCUGGCAAAGCACAUCCAGGAGAAUUUUGCCUGCCUUGGCACGCCUUGUUUGCGCCACUUUGGGCCUCAGCUGCCUUUUUUGUUCAAAGUCCUCUCCGUGGGAAAAGCCCUCUCGAUUCAGGCUCAUCCGACAAAAGAAAUGGCUGUUAGACUUCAUGCUGAACAGCCUGACAUUUACAAGGACGACAAUCACAAACCAGAAAUGGCAAUCGCUCUGACUGAGUUUGAAGCUCUUCUGGGUUUUCGACCAUAUCACCAAAUCCUUGCUUUCAUGGCUGCCUUUCCCGAAUUGGCCCAAAUAGCCUCUACAGAAGAUCCAUCGGUGAAGGCGACUGAGGGGAACGCCUCCAUAAAAGAAAUGUACUCAAAUUUAAUGAGAGCGCCAACCUUCAGGAUAAAAUGCACAAUCAAGUUGCUGUCUGAGCGAUUCAUCAAGGCCUCCGAAGCGGUGUGUGACCCUCCCUUAGUUGUGCCCAACCUGGAUCCAAACGAAGUCGACUUCCCAGCCCUCGUUGAUCUCUUCCUGAAUUUGUCACGAACCUUCCCCGGCGAUGUUGGCUGUCUCAGUGUCUUCUUCUUCAACUACCUCAAACUCAAACCCGGUGAGGCAAUUUUUCUAGCGGCAAACACACCUCACGCUUAUCUGUCGGGUGACUGUGUGGAGUGCAUGGCCAACUCCGACAACGUCGUGCGAGCUGGUCUGACACCGAAAUUCAAGGACGUAGAGAGACUCUUGGAGAUCCUCAACUACAUACCCACCACACCCGACAGCCUUCUCUAUCCCCCUCACCUCCGGCCAACGCCCGAGGGCGUCGUCAUGGAGUCGUUUGUGCCCCCAGUCUCGGAUUUCGCCGUUGAUGCGAUUCGUGUAAGUUUUGCAGAGGUUGUAAGUUCAUUCUUAUUCACCUUGGCAUGCUUUAAACACACACACACACACACACACACGAAUCAAUACCUCAAUAACCAUGCGUUGGCCAGUAAAGGGACCGUUUUGGACGCCGAUGUUAGUGAAUUAAUGUCAAGUGUUUAUCUUGUGCCCCAACGUCAGCUAAUCUCGUUACAGAAAUAUAUAUCGCUGGAAUGA
Messenger RNA from Mesocestoides corti, 1275 nucleotides. The record is from the annotation of a GenBank genome assembly. NCBI's taxonomy places the organism in Eukaryota, Metazoa, Platyhelminthes, Cestoda, Cyclophyllidea, Mesocestoididae.